GGGCAGGGCGGGGCAGGACAGGGCAGGGCAGGGCAAGGCAGGGCAGGGCGAGAAGCACAGGAAAAACCUGGGGGUAUAAAACUAGAGCUGGCCGUCGAUUAGACACGCGCACAGAGCAACAACUCGUGCUACCGGGUUCGCAGCGCAGAGGAUCGACACAGGACCGACCCGCAAGGAGCAAGCAAACAUGAAGAUCUUCUCGGUUGGUUGCGUCUCGCUGCUCGCGGGACGGGCUUCCGCCUCGCUCAGCUGCACCGUCGUGCCGCCCACCUUGUCCAAGCGGCUGUGCGAGUUCGACGCCUGCCCGGCCUACGACACGGCCACGGCUGGCCAGGUCCUCCGCGCCGCCUGCGUCGCCGACUGCAGCACAGCCGACGAUCUCUGGCUCAAGCUCUACGACGGCACCUUUAUCCGCGCCGACGACGCCACGCUGCAGGGUUGCCGCUCGUUCUGCGAGCCGCGCUCGGUGGCGGAUAUCAUGGCGGACCUGCCGCGGUGCCACGUGGCGGCCCGAGUGUCCAAGCCGGCGAGCUGCGCGGGCCCGUCCGUGUCCCAGCUCACAGCCAAACCGACGCCGGUGGACGAGGCGCCGCCGCCUCUCGUGGCCGUUGCAGCCAGGUGCAACUCUCCGCUGUCGGCGCGGGCCCUGCGCGCCGUGGAGAACGCCAACGUUACUGUCCUAGCACGCAACAGCACCGGGGGCGUCCUCGCGCGGGCCGUCGACGGCGUCAACGCCACCGCCUCGGCCUGGAACGCCACCGGCAUCCUCCCGCGGCUGUGGUACAGGGCGCGGGGCCUGUUAGCACCCAGGGCGGCCCUUCCUAAAAACGACACGGGCACUGUCAGCAACACCACGCAGCCCAAGGUCCUGUACGUGCGGGCCCUGCCCAACGCCACGUUUGUCAACGGCACCUUUUUCAACGCCACUCUCGCCGCUAGGCGCCCGCCCGCCGUCACCAAGGCGCCUGUUGCCAUGCCGGUCCCGUUCCAUGCCUAG
Molecule: messenger RNA, 997 nt
Organism: Lasiosphaeria miniovina
Lineage: Eukaryota; Fungi; Ascomycota; Sordariomycetes; Sordariales; Lasiosphaeriaceae
Exons: 3
Coding region: 188-997 (269 amino acids)
Source: RefSeq, a predicted model, not a curated record